GGUGCCAACAGUCGAAGGUCCGGUUACUGCAGGCUGAGGGUGGCAACGUCAUUCUUACGUCUUCACGUGUGCGGAGUGGGUGGAGGGAGUAGUCUGCCACCCCACCCCCCGGUGUCAUCGGGGUCUCCGAAUGACCUAGCUCGCCUUCAGUUACUUUAAAGUGUUUUCAAUUUGGUGGCUGUCAGACAAAUUAAAUAAACACAAGGGAAUGAAUGAUUAAGACGCGUGUUCGAAAGUGUGGAUAAAAACAGUUUUUACCAUUGAAACGGCGGAUAAAUAAACAUGAUAUAUUUGUGACCAGUUCUUCCAUUUGAUUGCAGCAAAAAUGGUAUAGUUUAAGAGAGAGGAAGUGGCGUUUUAAUGACAGGAGUGAGAUUGUGUGGUGUUGAUUGUGUUGGUUCUUGUGUGUGGAAGGAUUUCUCGCCUCCUUUUGUGACUUGGAGGACAAGGAUCACAUCGCCCCUCCCCCACUUAUCUCCGUAUCAUCCCCUCCAACAUGUUUACACGGUUCGACGCGAGCAAGUCGACCAAGGGUGCGAGCAAGUUGCGCCGCGACCUCAUCAACGCGGAGAUAGCGAACCUGCGGGACCUGUUGCCCCUUCCGCCGUCAACAAGACAGCGCCUGUCCCAGCUGCAACUCAUGGCACUCGUCUGCGUCUACGUGCGCAAGGCGAACUACUUCCAGCAGGUGUUCAAACGUCACGACGUCACCCUACACCACGUACCGACACCCAACAUCGGCUUCUCCAAGGCUCUCAGUGGGUUUCUCAUGAUGAUGACUCAGAACGGGAAAUUGCUCUACAUCUCCGACAACGCUGCUGAGUACCUGGGCCACUCCAUGGAGGACCUGCUGAUUCAUGGAGACAGUGUGUAUGACAUCAUAGACAAGCAGGACCACCAGGCCAUUCAGACGGAGCUGGUACGGAGUGCCACGGGGCCCGGGGACGAGGAACGUAUAUUCCUCUGCCGAAUGAACGUGUCGAGGAACGCUCGCCGGCAGAUGCGUUUCGGGGAUCAAAAGGUGGUCUUAGUGCAGGGUCACUACUUGUCCUUCCUGCCACUGUGUAGCCGCAACGAGCCAGUGUUCCUGGCCACGUGCACCCCGGUUGCCAUGCCGGAAACGAGAGAGUGCGUGGUCCAGGGUGCCACCAAUGUGUUCACCUCUAUCCACUCGAUGGACAUGAAAUUUAUGCACAUCGAUAAGAACGGAGAAUUCCACUUGGGGUACCCCAGAACCGAGCUUCAGGGGGCGUCAUGGUACCAUCUGCUGCAUUGGGACUGCAUGCGAGAGGCUCAGGGCAAACAUCGCCUCAUUGCACAAUCCGAACAGGACCGCUCAUGCAUCUUGCUCCUACGCCUUCAGCGGCGGUCUGGCGACUGGUUGUGGGUCCAUUGUGUCCUGCAGGUUAAGGAUAACAUGGAGAAUAGUCAGCAGCCUGUCAUCGUCUGCACAAACCAGGUCCUUAGUGAGCGGGAGGCGAGUGUGAUGCGUGCCAACAGUUGGCUGUACCACUACUACAUGGUGCAGAGCAAGCUGCAGUAUGGGCUCGCGUACGAGGCGCACACCGCCUCCAGAAUGGCAGCAGCAGCCGCCGCAGCAUACUACCACCCCCACCCGCCGCCACCUCCUCCACCUCCACCCCACCCUCAAGUCAUGUCACCAUACCCGCACCACGACCCCAGUCACCAUUCUAGCUACCUCCACCAUCACCACCACCAGAUGUCUCCUGCACCUUCAGGGGUAGUUCCCACCCAUCACCAUUCCCACAGUCACCACCAAGGCCUGAACGGAUCUGCCGCUGGACAGCACCACCACCAUCAGCUACAGCACCCCGCCGACUCUGAUAGCCCCGGGUACCAGAUGUCUUCAGUCGCGCAGCCUGAGGGCGCCCCUGCCUCGUAUCGGUACGGCCGUCGGGCGGAACCGGAACCUGUGGACUAUUCGCUUCACCCGGCACAUGGCGACGACCGAUACCUGCUGCCUGUCGAGGAAGUGAGAACCUCUCCCACAAUCAGCACACAGAAGAGGAAGUCCAUAAGCAGUCACAGUGCGACGAGGAACAAGAUAGACUUAAUGAAAACACCUGCCGUUACGUCACCACGUUCCUCUCCGUCCACGGAAGUGAUCGUUGAUCUUGAUCGCGGAGGAGGUGGUGGUGGUGGAGGAACAGUGCUGGUGACGUCAUCUAUGGUGACAGCGCUACAGCACCCUCUAAGUAAAACCAGAAUUAUAAAAGCCGCAGUUGUCGAUCCAGCGGAGUUCAUGGAACAGUGGAACCCGAGUCCGCCAUGGUCUGACACGACGGUCCAGAAAGUGCCCGAUAUCAUACACCAAGAUCUCAGUCCCUAUAUGACAACGACACCGCCAACACCUACGGGCACACCAGGGAGUCUGAACGGCGGAGGAAGCAGCAGUAGUGGGGGUGGCCUGUCGCACCAACCCUCUCACACGGCCUUCACGUUCGACUGGACGCCAGAGCAGUACGUGCCCAACCUACAGAGUGUCCUGGGAACUUCCCGAUCGUCUGUGGGGUCGGCAUCCGUGUCUGAUGAGGAACAGUUUCGCCUGAUGGGGGCGGCGGUGGCGGCGGAGGCGGCGGCUGCAUGGCCCAGCGAACAUAGAAUGUUCCCUCUACAACCACCGCCCCCACCGAGGCUGGGGCUGGGUCUUCAGCUUCCUCCGGGGAGAUUAGAGCAGGAAACCACAGAGCAAACUCCAGUCAAAGAUGCACGGGAUUCUGCGAGCAGUUUAUGAGCAAGAUACCAGAAAUAAUCAGCUGGCACUUCUAUGUUAUUAAGCGAUUAUAAAUACUAUUAAGUAUGACAUAUUGUCAACAACGACUGUGAUGCCUCCAUACCCGCAAUAGUUACUGAAGCCACUGCUGUCUCGUGCAAUAUCCGUCGUCUCGCUUCCCUAUUGUUGCAAUGAAGCAAGGAUUUAUCUUUGCUGCGAUAUUUUCCGACAGUUUUUGUGGGCGUUCGUGUUUAAGGGUGUCGAAUUACACAUCCGCGGAGUUUGUUUCCUUGAUUUUAUCAAUAUACAGGAACAGUUGUAGGCUUAAAAUGGAAAACAUGCAGUAUUUCGUGACAGAGGAUAUGUCUGUUUUGUUGGUUUAAUGAAAUGUUCAUGUAAGUUUGUUAUCAGAUGUUAUCGUUUUUCUCUACCGUAUGGAAGAGCCUUGUCACUGUCUUGACCGUGUACACCUGACUUUUCCGGUUCUCUGAUGUGUAACAUACUUUAGAGAUCAAAAGAUCUAAAAACCGGCCAUCGUUACAAAAGUUAUUGAAAGACAAGUAUACAUGGAAUUUAUGUUGGGCUCAGUAGCCCGUUGAAUGUGUUCUUUUGUGUCAGACAACUUACCGUAUUUCUUUCUAUAUUAAAACCAUAAUUAUGUCACGUGAGCGUUUUUAGGCACUCCGUCCAGUCUCCUUCUUGUAUAACAGAAAAUCUUAACAAUUGUGACAUUAUUAUGGAAGAAUGUAGUUUAUUUAUUGAUUGCAGACGUCUACGCCACAUAAACAGUAUUAUAAUUGCAGUCGCUAAUAUUUCUGUCUGGGAAAGCGGAGUGUAAUUUGCGGCAAACCGUGUGAAAGAGUUUCUGAUAGCGCCCGCAGUGCGUGACGUAGAGGAGACCCGUGGUGAUGUUCUUCUGUUCUGUUGAUACAGGAAGCGUGCAAGCGCAUGUGCGGUACAAAAAUAAGUUAUGCUUUAAACAUAGUUAUAUAUAUAUAUGAGAGGUAUAUACAGUGAAUAUUUCAUAAUAGAUAUUCGCCUACAACUGCUAGAGUUAAACAGGUAUGUGCAUAAUUAUGUUUAUACAUAUCGAAGUAUAUUCUUGAAAUAGCAUAUUGAGGUUAUGUAGGCUGUGAGCAUUUCACAAGUAUUCCUGUCGGAAUUAGUGGCUAUUUAUUUCGGAUACCUAACACUGAACACCUGAUGGCCAAAGCGUUUAAAAAAGAUUAAACAAAACUUAAUGUCUGAAUGUAAUAACAGUAUAUUUUUGCAUGACUCUACACGAGGUUAUACAAAACACACGUACAUAUCCUCUCUGACUCUCAAACAAAUGUUCGUGUACUGGUAUGUUGUCUCACCUACUUCGUACAGUUCUCUCAUGUGUUAGUUACAUAUUGCUGUCGUAGCCUGUAGGACAUAUUUUGAACUUCAGGUCGACUGAGUACGUGGCUACACCCCCGUUCUUAUCGAAUUUACAGCCCAAGAAUGAAGCCCUAAGAUGAAAUUCGCUUUUUAUACGCAUACUCAUGAAGUCUAAAUGUUUAUGUUUAAUUUCAGAUAACCUAACCUUUGAUUAGUUUAUUGAAAAAAAACUGUUAUACGGGCAAUUUUUAAGUAGAUUAUAAAGGGUUUUGACGAUGGAUUAUAAUAGAGAAUUACUGGGUUAUUGGACUUUCUUCAUCGUUCGGUAUUAUAGAAAUUAGAGAAUAUGACGUUUCGGAAAAUUAGAUCUGUUUCCGUGAUUGAGGUUAGCUCUUUCUAACGGAACCAAUUGAAUAGGUGUAAAGGAAACAGAUCCAGUUUCCAAAACGUUGUGCUCUCAACUUUUAAGAAUAUCGGGCCAUGGACAAAAUCCGAAAACCCAGUAAUUAUGAGAAAAUUUAAGAUUUUGCUCCAUAAUUUUAUGCAGAAUUUUGAAUACUUUAAUGGUCUCUGGUAACCUCAUAUGUGUCGAUGCAUAACGAUCAUUAACCCAACAUUUCGACCAUAAUUUGAGUUCUUUCUGUAAAAACGAAGCCUGUGAAUGACAUUAGGUAGGCCUGUUAUAUAUGCUAAAAAGAUAUGUUCACAAUUUUUUUGGGGGGGAGGGGGCGGUUGAGCUUCGAGGAAGAUCAUUCAGACUUUUCGUUUUAUAGCCUUCCUAUUAAGUGAAUUCUUAGAAUUGAACGGUACCAUGGGAUCAAGUAAAUGAUAUACUUUGGUUUCAAACGGAAGCUUUGAGUGACUAUACUAGAAUUAUGAAAAUGAGCGUGUUCUCUUAUUUCCCAGGAAGUCACUUUGUCUUUAAGUGCCACUAUAUAGGAACCACCUCGAAUUUUAAAUAUUGGCAGCAGAUGUAACGUAAGAAUUCUAUAAACAUUAAUUUUAAAUACCGGUAACCAACUUUAUUUUCAAAAUUUGGCCUCAGGUUGCUGCAGUCCUCAAGCUGGAGAGAGCAAUACAGUGUAUAAUUCUAAUCUCUGUAAGGAUUCGUUAAACGAACUUACAUUAUUUGGAGGGAUAUUUUUAUGGCAUUGUGAAGCUGCUUUCAUUGUUAAUAAAGUUUUAAACGAAUGUAUAGUCUAGAAGUACUUUGCUGUCUUAAAGAAAAGCUGAAAUUUAAAUUUAAACAAACCUAUUAUACAGUGAAAUGCAAGAUGGUCUGUUGUUCCUACUUUUGUCCAUUACUCUCUCAAUUUAUUCAUUGCAGUUCAAUCACUGGGUUUCAUGUUCAACAGCUCCAGCAUUGUUUUGCUUCAGACUGGUCAGAUUGGUUAAGUGGUUUUGUCUCUUUUAAAUUAAAGUUUGUAAACUGUAAUUCUAUUCACAGAAGGUUGUAAAUAUACAGAAAAUGCAGCUGAUUUAGGUGUUAAUAUCUUACCCACGUCAUGCUUAGUGAAUGGAUCCAGCUCUACUUUCGCUUGCUGAAGAAUCAUAAUGCUGUAUACUCCUCAGAAAUGCCCCAUCCAUAAAAUUAUUCACAUUAAUUGAGUGCUGUUAGUUUCGGUCUGUAUAUUUUCUCAAAUUUGUAUUUGAAAAUUAUUUAACAGCAUAUUUCAUUGUAAAUUUUCUCUAAAAAUACAAUUUUAACCUUGAAUUUAGGUCUAUAUUACA
This is a messenger RNA of Cryptotermes secundus, 5827 nucleotides long. RefSeq lists its product as uncharacterized. Gene Ontology annotation, molecular function: DNA-binding transcription factor activity, RNA polymerase II-specific; RNA polymerase II transcription regulatory region sequence-specific DNA binding; protein dimerization activity. NCBI's taxonomy places the organism in Eukaryota, Metazoa, Arthropoda, Insecta, Blattodea, Kalotermitidae. Gene Ontology annotation, biological process: regulation of transcription by RNA polymerase II. The coding region runs from base 497 to 2755 and encodes 752 amino acids. The record is from RefSeq and is a predicted model, not a curated record. The transcript is spliced from 10 exons.